GACAGCAGUUUUAUCCUGGCCAACGCAAGGGUGGUGGACUACCCUAUCGUCUAUAGCAAUGAUGGGUUUUGUAAGAUGACGGGUUUCAACAGAGCGGAUUGUAUGCAGAGGAGUAGUACCAUCAAUUUCAUGUACGGCGAAUUGACCAAUCAGGAUGGAGUCAAAGCAGUACAGGAGGCGUUUGAAAAACAAGAGGCGGUACAGGUCGAGUUACUCAUAUACAAAAAGAGCAGGACACCGAUGUGGACCUUGGUUCAAAUAGCUCCAGUCAAAGAUGACAGGGAUCAAGUGGUCUUAUUCCUCUGUGUAUUCAAAGACAUCACAGCACUCAAGCAGCCAAUUGAAGAUGACUCCGCUAAGGGUGUUGGUCGUUUCGCCAAGCUAGCACGGACAGUCACACGUAGUCGAUCUGUGUUAGUACAGGUCGCUCAACAUUUACCAAAUAUGAAACAAGAGCAAACCAAACAGGCACAGAUUUCACAAAUUUCACAUAUGAUGAGCCUUGAUGCUGAGGUCCUACCGCAGUACAAGCGCGAAGCGCCCAAGACACCUCCACAUAUCAUCCUGCAUUACUGCACAUUUAAGACUAUAUGGGACUGGGUGAUUCUAGUGCUGACUUUCUACACAGCAGUUGCAGUGCCUUUCAAUGUGACCUUCACCUAUUCUACUAACAAUGAAUACAUUACACUUGUAGUUAUCGACGGUAUCGUCGAUAUCGUCUUCUUUAUCGAUGUCAUCCUCAACUUCCACACGACGUUCGUUGGACCUGCGGGCGAGGUCGUGUCAGAGCCCAAAAUCAUACGCAUGAAUUAUCUCAAAUCUUGGUUUAUAAUCGAUCUCCUAUCGUGCCUCCCUUAUGACGUCAUCAACGCAUUUCAAAAUUCUAGUAAUAACAAAAUCAGUGGAAUAUUCAGUGCCCUGAAAGUAGCUCGACUCCUACGACUGGGGCGCGUGGUGAGGAAACUCGACCACUACAUCGAGUACGGUCUCGCCUUCCUCAUCCUUCUCAUGUUAAGUUUCGUCCUGGUCGCCCACUGGUUCGCCUGCAUAUGGUACACUAUCGGACGAGGGGCCCUCGCCCAAAACGACACCAACUCGUGGCUUUACAAGUUCGGCAACGACAUGCAGGAUCCUUACAAGAUCUUUGAGAACGGAACGAUCGCAAAUGGACCCGAUGUCGGUAUGGAAUAUGUAUCAGCGAUGUACUACACAAUGAGCAGUCUUACCAGCGUUGGAUUUGGGAACGUGUCUGCUUAUACCACCUACGAACGCCUUUUUACCAUUGGGAUGAUGAUUAUUGGAUCUCUGCUCUACGCCUGUAUCUUUGGUAACGUGACAACCAUCUACCAGCAGUUCACCUCAAAUACAGCCCGCUAUCACGACAUGCUACAGAAUGUCAAAGAGUUUAUGAAGCUACAUGGAGUUAGUAAACCGCUCACUGAACGCGUGCUCGAUUACGUCAUCUCAACGUGGUCAAUGUCAAAGGGCAUUGACACAGAAAAGGUGUUAAGUUACUGUCCCAAGGACAUGAAAGCAGACGUCUGCGUUCAUCUCAACCGGCGCGUCUUCAACGAACACCCGUCCUUUCGUCUGGCCAGUGAAGGAUGUUUGAGGGCGCUUGCCAUAAGCUUUCAGAUGAGCCACAGUGCACCAGGUGAUCUGUUAGUCCACAGUGGUGAAAGCAUUGACUCACUUUGCUUCGUAGUCGCUGGCUCACUGGAGGUGGUUCAAGAUGACGAAGUGGUUGCUAUCCUUAGUAAGGGUGAUGUCUUUGGAGAUGCAUUCUGGAAAGAGCCCAACCUAGGACAGUCUGCAGCCAAUGUCAAAUCGUUGACAUACUGUGAUCUUCAUAGCAUCAAGAGAGACGAUCUUCUCGAUGUCCUCGAUUUCUACACGCAAUUUUCUACAUCGUUCGCUCGUAAUAUGGUGCUUACUUACAAUCUCAGACGCAGGCUAAUUUUCCGAAAAGUAGCAGAUGUCAAACGGGAACAGGAAGAGGCAGAGAAACGGAAGAACGAGCCUCCAAUCCCAGCUGAUCAUCCUGUUAGAAAGAUGCUCAAUAAAUUCCGGAAACUCAGUGACGUACCCGAUAAAAAGCCUCCUACGUCGACGAUAAGAAAAUCAAGAGGUGAAACAAAGGACGUUGAAAAGGGAGACUCACAUGCUUUGAGCAGAGUUCCUGAGCAUCAAACGCCACCGCCUUUAGCAUCGAUUGGGAGAGUGAAGUCGGUGAAAAUGCCAGACGCACCGGUAAAAAGACAAGACAGUACUAAAGAAGUGCCAGAUACCAAAUGGGGCCCGUUAAAGAAGAUUCCUCUUCGAAAAGCAGAAAGCACGGACAGUGGUAUACUCCGAAGUGAACAAAGGCUCGAUGAGAUUGGUAGGAGUGAUAGCAAGGAAGGCAGUAGUUCAGUAAGCGCUGCCAGCUCGGAUCAUCAUCUCUUAUCCAGUCUCAUGGAGAUUAAGAUUGAACUGAAGGAAGAGAUAGAGAACCUGGGGAUGAAGAUGAAUCGCUUAGACGACCAGAUAGCUGACAUCAUCAAAAUAUUCUCACCAGACGUAUCGCAGUACUCGUCCAGUAUGGCCAGCUCUAGUAGUUCACAAAUGGGAUCUUGUAAUGAAGUGCCCUUGAGUUCACCACAGAAGUCACCCAUGGUUGUCCAGGUUAGGGAACAUGGUGAGGCUUCAUCAGACAGUAGCGGUUUGGGUGAGCAACGUAGCUCAAGUGUGACGUCAACGGGUUCGGCAACAUCAAGGCAAACCUUGUCCAGCAAUGGAGGUCGCAGUCCGACAGCGAUGGCCGCGCAUCGAGGGCCUCCUCCUGUAGAGAACACGUUGGACCUCGUUGAACACGAUGCCCAAAUCGAUGCGGGUUCUUUGUCUGAGAUUGAAUCCCCUCCCAGCCCGGGACCAAGAGGCAAUCCAGAAUUCUGAUCUUUCAAACUCUCUAGGAGCAAAAAGAUUGAUGACUCUUUUUUCCAAUGGCCAAAGGAACUUAUGAAAACUUAACUAUAACAAAAAAGAUCCGACCCUUGUUCUUA
Messenger RNA from Lytechinus variegatus (green sea urchin), 3041 nucleotides. RefSeq names its product potassium voltage-gated channel subfamily H member 1-like. Gene Ontology annotation, molecular function: voltage-gated potassium channel activity. The record is from RefSeq and is a predicted model, not a curated record. Lineage: Eukaryota; Metazoa; Echinodermata; Echinoidea; Temnopleuroida; Toxopneustidae. Gene Ontology annotation, biological process: potassium ion transmembrane transport; regulation of membrane potential. The transcript is spliced from 10 exons. The coding region runs from base 76 to 2934 and encodes 952 amino acids. Gene Ontology annotation, cellular component: membrane.